This is a messenger RNA of Dromiciops gliroides (monito del monte), 2381 nucleotides long. It is a transcript of the gene NMBR, whose product is annotated as neuromedin B receptor. The coding region runs from base 147 to 1355 and encodes 402 amino acids. Gene Ontology annotation, biological process: bombesin receptor signaling pathway. The transcript has 4 exons. The record is from RefSeq and is a predicted model, not a curated record. NCBI's taxonomy places the organism in Eukaryota, Metazoa, Chordata, Mammalia, Microbiotheria, Microbiotheriidae. Gene Ontology annotation, cellular component: membrane. Gene Ontology annotation, molecular function: bombesin receptor activity.
CCCCAUGGCCCCGUGAGGUUCGUAACACCAGGAAGAAUUACUUUGCCCAGUUUUCAGGACACUUUCUCUGUGGCAGAAACUUGACGAGGAAGACCGAUCAAUCUCAUCGAGCAUUUUUUUCUUCAUUCUCCAGUGUUAUAGAACGCAUGAAAACUACAGUGGAUUUUCCAGUAGUUAAGACUAUGGUUACAAAAUCUCUUUCUAACCUUUCCCUGCAAACCGACGAGAAUGAGAGCAACUUGAUUCCGGGCAUCUUAGAGACAGAUUCCUUGCCUUCCUCAGAACAGGGCACCGCGGAGUUCGUGAUCCGCUGCGUGAUCCCGUCGCUAUACCUGCUUAUUAUCACCGUGGGUUUGCUGGGCAACAUCACCCUAAUGAAGAUCUUCAUCACUAACAGUGCCAUGAGAAGCGUUCCUAACAUCUUUAUCUCUAGCCUAGCAGCUGGGGAUCUGCUACUUUUGGUGACCUGCGUGCCGGUGGAUGCCUCUCGCUACUUCUUUGAAGAGUGGAUGUUUGGGAAAGUGGGCUGCAAACUUAUUCCCGCCAUACAGCUUACCUCAGUGGGAGUUUCUGUGUUCACUCUCACAGCGCUUAGUGCAGACAGAUAUAAAGCCAUUGUGAAUCCCAUGGAUAUCCAAACAUCAGGUGCAGUCCUGUGGACCUGUGUGAAAGCCAUUGGCAUAUGGGUAAUUUCUGUGCUGUUAGCAGUUCCUGAAGCAGUGUUCUCUGAAGUAGCCCACAUCACUAGUAUGGAUAACGGCAGCUUCACAGCGUGUAUGCCAUACCCACAGACUGAUGAGUUACACCCAAAGAUCCACUCAGUGAUGAUUUUCUUGGUCUAUUUCCUCAUACCCCUUGUUAUCAUAAGUAUUUAUUAUUACCACAUUGCAAAAACAUUAAUCAAAAGUGCACACAACAUCCCUGGAGAAUACAAUGAGCAUUCUAAAAAACAGAUGGAAACACGAAAACGCCUGGCUAAAAUUGUCCUGGUCUUUGUGGGCUGCUUUGUGCUCUGUUGGUUUCCAAAUCAUGUGCUCUACAUGUAUCGGUCUUUUAACUACAAAGAAAUUGACCCAUCCCUUGGCCAUAUGAUCAUCACCUUAGUGGCCAGAGUGCUGAGCUUCUGCAACUCUUGCGUCAACCCAUUUGCUCUUUACCUGCUCAGUGAGAGCUUCAGGAGACAUUUUAAUAGUCAGCUGUGUUGUGGGAGGAAGGCCUAUAGGGAGAGAUCUACCAGCUACUUACUUAGUUCCUCUGCUGUGCGGAUGACUUCUUUCAAAAGCAAUGCUAAGAACACAGUGACCAAUUCUGCCUUCCUGAAUGGGCACAGCAUGAAACAGGAAAUGAAUCUGUGAUUCCAGUUAUUUGACUCACUAUCUUGAAAGAACCCAUUCUUUCUAUAUCAUUGCUGAGCUGAGCAGGACCAAACAAUUCCCUCCUUAUUCCUAUGUUCUUUCAGUUAUUUCAUUAGAGGAUUGAUUGCUGUUGACUCAGAAAAGGCAAGACAAACAAAACAAGUAUUUUUCUCUGAAUGAAUCCUUUAAUUACAUUCAACACAUGGAUUGCCCACAUAGAGAAAGACUGAAGAUCAGUUUAAAAUAUUUUCCAUGCUCUCAACCUGCAUUGUCCCCCCACCAAAAAAAAAAAAAAAUCCCAGCCUGAUAUAACACAAUAUUACAAACUGUAGGAUUUAAGCUAAUGCUAUAGAUAACUGCAGAAUCUUCUCUUUAGAAGUGUUUUUCUUGGAAAUAUGACAUGAAUUUCUAUUUCUUAAGAUAUUCCACAAGGGGUUACAUAAUACUGAGAUUUAGUUUUUUUCAGAGACUUGCUAUUUCAGAUAUAGGUUACAUUUACAGAUGUUUACUUUGGGGACUUUUAAAAAUAGUGCCAAUAUAUGCACAAAACGAAAGUCAUUUCAAAAUUUGGACCCAAAUUCUAAGUGGUGAUAAUAGAUAUUGAAAAUUCAGUGAAUGUGUCAGCAUAAAAUGCAUCUCUGACCUUCAGAAAUUUGGCUUCUAAGAUGAUGUGAUACAUUUUUUUAAAACACAGUAAAAAAAUAACAACGAUAAUUCACUUAACAAUGUAAUAGCAUAAUGGUUAGUACCAUCUAUACUAAACAGUAGAAUUCUUUGGUGAUGAGUUGCUCCUGUGGGUAUGAUUAAGCACAUAUAUGCCAUCCCUCAAGAACAAUAGUUAUGGGGGUUGUGCAGUUCAUGUCAGCUUCUGAGCAAAAAAAGAAAAAAGUUAAAAAAAUCUGUAGUCUGAUCAAUUUCUUUUAUGUUUCACAUCUCAUAGGAUCAUAGAUUUAGAGGCAGAAUGUACUUUAAAGGUUAUCUAGUACAACUUCAUCAUUUUAUAAAUAUGGAAACUGAGACCUAGAG